Molecule: messenger RNA, 2268 nt
Organism: Closterium sp. Yama58-4
Lineage: Eukaryota; Viridiplantae; Streptophyta; Zygnematophyceae; Desmidiales; Closteriaceae
Source: the annotation of a GenBank genome assembly
AUGCAUCUCGUCGCGCCCUCUACCCAUUCUUGGCCGCCGCCACCCGCAGAUCCCUCGUCCGCCGCGGCCCUUCUUUCCACGCCUAACUACGCCUCCUAUUCCGCUCACACCGCCGUCUCCGCGUCGUCACGCUGUCCGGUCUGCGCCCAGCUUCACGCGCCGUUUUGUUCCACCGAUUCCACCGCCGGCACUCCCCCGCUGCCAGUUGCGCCCGCAACUAACUCCUGGGAUGCGACCAUCACUCCCCCUGGCGCGUGGCCGGGCGCGACUGAGGCUGCUUGGCAGCAGCAGGCGCAAGCGGCGCAACAGUACUGGGCGGCGGGAGAUGGCGUGCCCGGUUUUGAGGGCGCGGGUCACUGGCAUGCGCCCAACUACCAUCUCCCUCCUCCCGCCUUUCCUUCCAACUCCCCCCCUCCCUCUCAUCCUCCUCUCCCCACUUCGCAACCCCCCCCUCCCUCUCAUCCUCCUCUCCCCCCGUCGAAACCUCCCCCUCCGUCUCAUUCCCCUCUCCUCCCUUCGCAACCCCCUCCUCCCUCUCAUCCUCCCCUCCCCCCUCAUCCUCCCCCUCCUUCCAACCCCCCGCCUCCCUCACAUCCUCCCCCGCCACUUCCGCCGUCAGCUACGCUGUACGCGCAACCGCAGCAGGCGUCCGCCAAUGGGUAUGCGGCGGAGGUUCAAGUCGGAGGGCCGGCGGGUGACGCGGCGCAUCAGGCGACGUGGGGCUGGCAGCAGGCGCCGCCCUUCCCGCCGCACAUGCAGCAGCAGGAGGCGCAGGGGGCGUUAGAGUCCCGGUAUUUCCAAGAACAGCAUGCCAGUCGGUACGCGCCGUACCCCGAGGCGCAGCAGGAACGACCACCGCUUUACCCAGGAGAGGCGCACGGUGGCGGGGAGACGCGGGAGCGCGAACAAUGGGAGGAAGCGCAGCGCCAGCAGCAGCAGCAGCAGCAGCACCACCACCACCACCACCACCAGCAGCAGCAGCUGCAGCAACAGCAGCAGCAGCAGCAGCACCAGCACCAGCACCAGCAGCAGCAGCAACAGCAGCACCAGCAGCAGCAGCAGCAACAGCAACAGCAGCAACAGCAGCAGCAGCAUCAUCAGCAGCAGCAACAACGGCAGCAGCAGCAGCGGCGGGGGGAUGAGACGCGGUUUGUCAUUAUCCUCCGUGGCUUGCCAGGCAGUGGCAAGAGCCACUUGGCGAGGGCGCUGCGGGACGUGGAGGUGACCAACGGGGGGGCGGCGCCCAGGGUGUUUGCCCUGGACGACUACUUCAUGCUGCAUGACGAUGAUGACGACGAGGAUGAGCAUGUAUUGUACGCCAUGCAUGGGGGAGGGGGGCCGGUGCCGAGAGUGUUCGCCCUGGACGACUACUUUAUGCUGCAUGACAAGGAGGAGGAUGAUGAGCAUGCACGUUACGUACACCCUGCAUGGGAUGGGGGCAAGGGGGGCGCAGGGUACUGCCGCGCACAAGGAGCAGGGCCGUUGCUCCCAAUCGCCGUGUAUCCUUGUCCGCAUCCUGCCACCCACCCACGUGUCCUUUCCACCCCCUUGCCUGUCCCUCACGUGUGUUCCGCGUGCAACAUGGCACAGGAGCGGGCAGCGGCGGCACGCAGGCGGAAGGGAGGAGGCAAGGGCGGAGGGGAAGUGGUGAAGGGAGGGGGCGAGGCGCGGUACAAGUAUGACGCGACACAGGAGGAGCUGUACCGAGCCAGCAUGCUGAGAGCUGAUGAGGAAGAUGAUGAUGGGGAUGAUGAUGAGGAUGAUGAGGAGGAGAGUGGUGGAGGUGGAGGUGCGUUGGCGGGCCUUCUGGCUGCAUAUGGCAGUCAGAAGAAGCAGAAGAAGCACAAGCGCCACAAGAAGCAGGGGGCUGCACAGGGUGCCACAGCGGGCGGCAGCAAGGCAGUGCGCGGCAUUCUCAAGGGGUCAAAUGGUUGUGGCAAGAAGAAGGCUCUGCGAUGGGUUGACAACCAAGACCACUCCCAGCAGGAUGCGGGGUUCACCAUGGGUGCUGCCACGCCCCCCACACGCCCCUCGCUCAUCAUCGGCCCUGGUGCCGGCUACUCCUUGGCAACCAAUCCUGUGCAAGCGGAGGAGGCGGAGGCAGUGGGCAGUGGGGCGGGGGGUGCGGGUGGGGGCUUCCAGAUAGUGGCGGACCAUGUGGCACAGCAGGUGCUGUGGCGGCAGCAGCUGCGAGCAGAGGGCGAGCAGUUCCGCGCCAUCAUGCGCUCGCGCCGCUCGCAGCGCCGCACCGAUGAUGAUGAUGACUGA